Molecule: messenger RNA, 465 nt
Organism: Phasianus colchicus (ring-necked pheasant)
Lineage: Eukaryota; Metazoa; Chordata; Aves; Galliformes; Phasianidae
Source: RefSeq, a predicted model, not a curated record
CUGAAGCCGCUGCUGGAGAAGUGGCUCAACGACGCGGAGUCGAUGUCGGCGGACGCGGCGCUGCCGGCCCCGCACGCGCUGGGCAGCCCGGCGCUGAGCGCCUUCGAGGGGCUGCCGGGGCGGCGCCGGAAGAAGCGGACCAGCAUCGAAACCAACGUCCGAUUCGCGCUGGAGAAAAGCUUCCUGGCGAACCAGAAGCCGACGUCGGAGGAGAUCCUGCUGAUCGCGGAGCAGCUGCACAUGGAGAAGGAGGUGAUCCGGGUCUGGUUCUGCAACCGGCGCCAGAAGGAGAAGCGGAUCAACCCCUGUGGGGCGCCCCAAAAAGGGCCCUACAGCCCCCACACGGUGCCCAACCCCGCACUGCCGCCCCCCCAGGCGACCGCUGCGCUCAGCACAACAGUGACCCCCCCCGCGCUGCCGUCGCCCCCUGGCCUCUGGUGGAAGCCUGCCCAUUGCCAGCCUUGA